Molecule: messenger RNA, 615 nt
Organism: Solanum lycopersicum (tomato)
Lineage: Eukaryota; Viridiplantae; Streptophyta; Magnoliopsida; Solanales; Solanaceae
Gene: ERF-J1
Product: ethylene response factor J.1
Biological process (GO): ethylene-activated signaling pathway; regulation of DNA-templated transcription
Molecular function (GO): DNA binding; DNA-binding transcription factor activity
Source: RefSeq, a predicted model, not a curated record
AUGGAUAAUUUAUCUAGCUUUACUCACAAACUGACUCAUCAACAAGAAUCUCACUACAUGGUGUCAGCUCUCAAACAUGUUUUCUCUGGAGCCGCCGUUGAUGGUCGAGCCGACGGAGAAGCUGCUCAGCUUUUAUGGGAAGUUGAAAAUGCAGCCACGUCAGAUAAUUCAAUGCCACGUAGGAGUAUCAAUGUUCACCCAGUACACGUGGAGUUGGAGUUGGGGAAGAAGAAGCAGAGGAGGAGGAGGAAUACGAAGAAGGAAUUUAGGGGAGUGAGACAAAGACCAUGGGGAAAAUGGGCCGCCGAGAUCCGUGACCCGCAUAAAGCCCAACGACUUUGGCUUGGUACGUUUGUUACUGCUGAAGAUGCUGCUAGAGCUUAUGACAAAAAAGCCGUAGAGUUUAGAGGGAAUAAGGCAAAAACAAACUUUCCUCUUAAGGAAUAUAUUGAUGAUCACGACAACAGUUCCCCAAUGAUGAAAGUGGAAGAACAUGAAAAUGACCAAAAUAUGUUGUCUAAUACGAAGAUGAACCACAUUGAAGAACUUGUUUCAUACUUGAUGGUUUUAGAAUCUAGAAUUCUUGUAUUAGGUGAUGAUCGAGUUGUACGAUAG